Messenger RNA from Topomyia yanbarensis, 3485 nucleotides. RefSeq names its product importin-13 (gene cdm). The transcript has 8 exons. Lineage: Eukaryota; Metazoa; Arthropoda; Insecta; Diptera; Culicidae. Gene Ontology annotation, biological process: protein import into nucleus. Gene Ontology annotation, cellular component: nuclear membrane; cytoplasm. Gene Ontology annotation, molecular function: small GTPase binding. The record is from RefSeq and is a predicted model, not a curated record. Bases 281 to 3256 code for a protein of 991 amino acids.
AGUUCUCUCCAGUUUGGCUGUCAAAAAAAGAAAAAAAAAUUGCUUGCUCGUUCGCUAUUUGCAGCCAUCGUCCUAUUUCCUGUGUAUUUUUGUAUCAUUUUUCGACCCUAACAAUUCCAUAAAGAGUCAAAGUUGUAAUGAAUAGCAAGGAGAGAAAUUAGGAGUUUAGUGCAUUUGCAAAUGAAACUAAGCCAAGAUUCUCACAGUGCAAUUAUCAUAACCCGACUGAAACAAACGGUACACUCCUCCAUUGCGCACCUCUGAAGAGCGCCUCGUCAAGAUGGAUGUUCGCAUGAUCGAAGAAGCGGUUCUGACGUUUUACCAGAGUGGUACUCAUAAGCAGGAAGAUACACACCAAUGGCUCCAACAAAUUCAAGAAAGUACGCACGCUUGGUCCUUCUGCUGGGAGCUGAUGCAGCUGAACAAAUCAUCGGAGAUUCAGUUCUUCGGUGCAGUAACAUUACACUCAAAACUAACUAAACAUUGGGCGGAAGUGCCCAAGGAGGCACACAACGAGUUCAAACAAAAGCUGCUGGAGAGUAUUAUUACGUUUGGCAAAGGUCCGAAGAUUGUUCUGAGUCAAUUGUGUAUUUCGUUGAGUGUCUUUAUUGUACAUAUGCUGGAACAUCCGACCGUGAUCGAAGAGGUAACUGGUAUGUUCUUAAAUGAGCAACUUGGCUCCUUGUCGAAAAACACACAAUUGGAAAUCUUGAUGUCAGUGCUAGAAGGCAUCCCUGACGAGGCGGAAUCCGUCCAUACACAAAUCCCUAGGUCGAUGGUUCGUGAAGAACUGAACAAGAAGGCUGAAUUUGCUACGGGUACGGUGAUAAAUUUUCUUAGUGGGAAACUGAACGAUGGGCGGUUUGAGGAAAGCGAAAUGAAUGUGUUAAUCAGUGCGACCAAAUGUCUCGCGACCUGGCUGAAGUAUGGUAACGUGCGGCUGGACGAAUGUGAGACGAUGGUUCAAGUGUUGUUGAAGAUUGUGCACUACUGCUACUGGAAAGAACCCAAGGAGGACGGGUGCAUGUUGCAGGAAGACAGCGAUUUGGCUGAGACUGCAGUAAAGGUGCUAGUGAAAAUUAUAAGCUCUCAAAACUGCAAUGGACACAAGUAUUCAGCGACAGUUGUCCGCUACAUGCAUUUAUUCCUGGACGUCUUCGGACCGAUUCUAGACAUGGAGUGGAAGGAGAACAACGAAAAUGAGAAUCUAGCAUUCGUGAUCUACACCCUCUUCCUGUCUACCCUGGAAUGCUACUCUUCGGCUAUCUUCGCGGGUAUUUUGUCGGACAACGAAGAACUCGCCAAAGUGUACGGGAGAACCGUCGAUCUUCUGGUCAAAUGUACGGACAAACCGGGUACCUAUCCGGUCGAUGAAUCCUGCAGCACGUUGGCUAUGGAAUUUUGGUACAUGCUCCAGGACGAAGUAUUUUCGAUGCCCAACGAUGAGAACAAAACCAAAUGUUGGGAUGCGAUCAAGCCGGUUUACGCUCACAUUGUCAAAGUUUUAAUACGAAAAAGUCAGUUGCCAAAUGAGAAAGCGAUGCACAAAUGGAACUCCGAUGAUUUGGAAACGUUUCGAUGUUAUAGACAAGAUAUUGGGGAUACAUUGCUGUCAUGCCAUGACGUGCUGAACGACAUAAUGUUAGAUGUCCUGUCUGAAGCGUUGGACGAAUCCAUUCUGUACCUAAACUACGAUCCGCAAAAUACGGACAGCUGGCCACUACUUGAGGCUACUAUCCAUGCAUACUGUUCGAUUGCACAGAAAAUAGAGUAUGCCGAAUACCCGCAGGUGGUAAAGUUACUCAAAGUGUUAAACGAUAUUCCGUACGAAAAAUAUAGCGACAAAUUGUUGGGAAUGGCACUGGAAACUGCCGGAGCUUAUAGCGAUUGGAUCAGUGAUAAUCCAAAAUAUUUGCCAUCCGCCAUCGAACUUUUAGUGAAAGGUCUUAGCUCGACGCAAGCAUCGCAAGCUACGCUAGGUUUAAAAGAUCUUACCUCAGAGUGCCAAAAAGAAAUGGCUCCAUUUGCACUUCCUCUGCUGGAUGCUUGUCGAGCUGCCUUGCAGGGUGGUCACCUGAAAAAUUCGGAAAUGAUCCGUCUCAUGUACACAGUCGGCAACAUCAUGAGCGUCAUCUCGUAUGAGAACAUCAUCCAAUACCUCGACAUCAUGGUUUCGCCCUGUUUCGAAGAACUUCAACAGAACGUGCAGAAUCAGGACAAAAGUGAUGCUGCCAAAGGUCGGGUAAUCCUUCGGCUCGAAAUGAUCUCGAAACUGUUUUCCUCACUCAACACACGAAAGUUGAACAUCACACAACGCACCGAAAAAGAUGAAGAUCUGCAGCUCGUCCCACCCCAAUCACCGCAGCCCGUCCAACCAAUUCUGCUAAUCCUAGAAAAGACGAUGGGUUUGCUGAAAAAUCUCUGCACGCUGUGGAUUCAUGACGAAAGCGUAAUAGAAACGUUAUGCAAAGCGCUCCAGCAAGCGUUGACCAAUCUGAUGGACGAUAUAAAACCGCUGCUCAACGACAUGUGUGGCCUGAUAUUGCUGAUCUUCGCUAACAAGUGUGCUCCGUCCGCGGUAGAGAUGGCGGGCAAUUUUAUUUUGAUCUUCUACAAUGAUCCAGAGAGUCGAGAAAGUAUGAAGCAACUAUUUUCGGCGAUUUUGGAGUAUAAUUUUGGACAAAUGCAGCAAUAUGACGAGCAUCAGAAACUGUCUGAUGUAGCGGAUCUUAUAGAGACGUUCUAUCUAUUCAACACUCGAAUAACGAAGAAGAUGGCCAUGUGCUACGCUGCUGUGCAAGCAGACUGCAUAAAGUUAAUAGAAUACGCCAUGAAAAGCAUGAUGUUACCGGAGACGGGUCCCAUCAAGAAGAGCGUUGGAUUUUUGUCUGUGUUUAUUAAGGAAUCUCGCAAUUAUCCAUUGAUGAUGAAUGCCGUUGCGGCACAGGGCGAGAACCUCCUGCGGAAUACCUUUUUAUGUCUUGGUGGUUAUACACCGCGAGCACACGUGGAUGUUUUUGCAGACAUCUUCCUUGCCCUGAACUACAAGUACCCAAGCGAUUUUGUUCGCUGGAUAAAGGUACUCGAAAAGCCAAACUUCCCCACCUUCUUUGUUAGCGCGACGGACAAGGAACAGUUUAUUAAGAAAGUAAUCAAAGAGAAAGUUAAUCGACGACUCGUGCAGGAGCAUGUGAGGAAAUUUGCUGCAAUGUGCAGGAAUGCUGUGGAGUGGGAGAUUGAUUUUAGAACAAGCUAAUUAGUGUGCUCUCAGCACGAUGACAGCGACGCAUAUGCUAGGUACCCUUUAUUGUGAUUUAGAUUUUAGGUUCGGUAUAACGAAAACGAAGUUUAAGCAAUGUGUUGAAUAUGGAGUCAAGAACGAAUUUGUUUCGUUUCAACGUCCUCCCCCCAAGUCUCAAGUGAUACGUAAUAUACUUCUUCGACGUAGAUGUGCAGCAGCGAAUAAAAAGUAUGAUUUUAUUUUA